Colletotrichum phormii is the source of this 3368-nucleotide messenger RNA. Its product is annotated as CDC45-like protein. Bases 341 to 2932 code for a protein of 863 amino acids. The transcript has 3 exons. Gene Ontology annotation, cellular component: DNA replication preinitiation complex. The record is from RefSeq and is a predicted model, not a curated record. Gene Ontology annotation, biological process: double-strand break repair via break-induced replication; DNA replication initiation; mitotic DNA replication preinitiation complex assembly. Gene Ontology annotation, molecular function: DNA replication origin binding; chromatin binding; single-stranded DNA binding. Lineage: Eukaryota; Fungi; Ascomycota; Sordariomycetes; Glomerellales; Glomerellaceae.
CUUUACUUACCUUACGCUCCCAUGAGGCAGAAUACUUACUGUUUGUUACCCACCGUCGAUUCUUCUGCACUUUGAUAUACCCCACGCUAGAGAGCCUUCCCAUUCAGCCUCUGAGCCUCAAACCUACGCAUCUCACGGCUUGCAGUCUUCUUCCACCUUUCUCGCUUGCUCUCGAUUACUCACCGCGACUGAUCCCCAACUCUCGUGCCCGGCGUCGGCCCCAUUGCACCCGCCGUAGAGCCCCUCCCAACCGCGUCUACACAAGAGAGAAAACAACCAUUUUGCAACCCAUGAAGCCGCUCGAUACACACCGUGGAAACGCGUCAAAAUCCUCUUAGCCAUGUAUCUUCCACGGUCUUUGAUAUCCAAGCUAUACACCCACCUCCAGAACACGCGACACCCGCUAUCCCCUCCCGUCCUCGUUCUCGUCGCCCUCGAACCCGAUGCCCUCUGCGCAUGUCGAAUCCUGACCCGCCUGUUGAAGCACGACUAUAUCCCCCACAAGAUCCAACCUGUCUCCGGAUAUGCCGACCUCGAACGCGCCGGCCGGGACUUGGUCCAGCCCAUGAUGGAAACGCAAGGAGGGAGCGGAGGCGUUGUUGUGUGCCUCGGCCUCGGCGGCAUGGUUGAUCUUGGAAGCCUGCUCGGACUGGAACCCGAGGGAGAGGAGGUGACCUUUGGCGGUGUUGAGGUCUGGGUCAUGGACUCGCACCGUCCGUGGAACUUGGGCAACGUAUUUGGUGGCUUCCCAUUGGAACCCGCCGUCGAAGAAGGUGCCUCGCUCCAGUCCAGGUGUCCGCCAGGCGUGGUGGCUGGUCGGAUUGAUCGCGCCUACAAACCUGGCAAGGGAGGUAUUGUCGUGUUUGACGACGGCGACAUUGAGGAUGACCUCGCCGCGGAAAAGGAAGCUUACCUUGCCUUGCUUGAUAUGCCCGAAAUCGAUGAAGACGGCGAGGACUUGGACUUGGACGACGACGAAGACGAUGCCGAGGACGAGGAUCUUUUCGAAGAAGCAGCACAUGCUGGCCAGAAGCGGAAAAGCUGGUCGGACCGCGACGAGGAGGACGAGUCCAGCGAUACAGACGACAGGCCACAUCAGCGGAGAAGAAGCAAUUCUUCUUCCUCGAUUCCCUCAUCGCCAAGACGGCCAGCUCACAGAGGGCUCGUAUCACUCCGAGACGCCGGCGUGGUUCUCUCUAGCGAUCCCCUGGAACCUCCAUCGGCUGCUCAACCGCCGCCCGCGCCGUCUGCCAGGGUCCUGCGACGCCGCUUGUUGCGUCUGCGGAGAGAAAAAGAGACCAUCCUCCGCAAAUACUACAAGAUUGGUGCUUCCUUUUCCGAGCCGAUAUCCUCCAUGAUGUACUCCCUCGCGUCGGAGCUCGGCCGGGACGACAACGACCUCUUGUGGCUCGCAAUUGUUGGUGUCACUUCCAUGGAGUUGUACGGAAGGUCAUCUGCAGGUAUCGCGGUGCCUGUUCGCAACUCGGACCGGGGACAAGGGAACGGCUGGAUGGGUGUCCGCGGCGCACGUAUCCGCCAGCUGCUGAGAGACGAAGUCCGACGUCUGAAUCCGCCCGAAGUCAUCCGCGGCCGCCCUGCUGCUGCUGAAAACUCUGGCAUCAUUCCCACCACGGCUCGCAGCCCCGAAGACACAAGCAUCAGGCUGUCGCCAGAGCCCAAGUUCCUCCUCAUCAGGCACUGGAGUCUGUACGACAGCAUGCUGCACUCGCCGUACCUCUUUGCCCGGCUCAAGACGUGGAGCGACACUGGUCUGAAGAGGCUCCACAAGCUCUUGGCCAAGAUGGGCGUCAGUCUGGUUCAGUGCAAGCAGAGCUACACGCACAUGGACAUGAUGCUGAAGAGGGAGCUCCGCACAAAGCUGCUCAAGUACGCGUCUCUGUACAACUUGGACGACAUGGUUCCUUCGGUCGACACGGACGGAAGAGAUCGCGCCGGUGCAAAGGACGGCUGGGGCUUUGUACGCAGCUGGGGCUGGCGUGCGACUCUGAGCGCGCAAGAUGUGGGCGUCGUCAUUGGUGCUCUUCUGGAGGUGGGCAAGCACAACGACGUCGCCGAGCUCGCCCAAGCACCAAAAGACCAGUUUGAGGAUGUGGACGACGAGGAGGUCGUCGCUGCGCAGGGAGAGAAGUGGGUUGCGCGUUUCUGGGAAGCAUACGACGCUUUGGAAGACAUCGAUGCUCUCAAGGCAGGAUUGCCAACCGCCCAAUUCCUCCACCGCGCAAUCUACCGCACCGGCACGUCACUCAUCAACAAGAAACAGAUCAAGCACCUCAGGGCAUUCCGCAUGUGCGUGGUCAAGGAAGGCCCCGACGUGCCCGUCUUUGGCCACCCGGCCGCGCUGACCAAGCUCGCCCUCUGGGUCGGCGAGGCCCUCGUCGAGCAGGAAAAGGACACCACGGGCCGACUCUCCCACGGCGGACGCGGCACGCCCCUCGUUGUCGCCAGCCUCAACGACAAGCGCGGCGUGUACUUGGUCGUCGGCACCGGCGGCGGCGGCGGCGGAGGGCCGGAUACCACGUUCCUCGACCGCUUGGCCGCCAAGAAGCGGCAGGCGGCCAAGGAGGAGAAGGCGAAGCAGCGGGACGAGUCACGGCGCAAUAAGCAAAAGAUCCGCGAGGAGAAGCGUGCGGCGCGGAGGGCGGCGGGGGAUGACGACGGAGACUACGACGAGCUCGAUACCGAGUCGGAGGCGUCUGAUGCCUCGGACUCGGACGAGGAAGAAGAAGAGGAGGAGGAUGCCAAGGAGAAGGGCUACGGCCUCAACCGCUUCGGAUCGGCGUUCCAGGAGGUCGUGGCGGAGACGAAUGCCCGGGUGCGGAUAGACAGCUUUGAGCACUGCGUGGUGGAGGUCAAGAAGGAGGAUCUGGGAGGUUUCCUGGAGAGUCUGAGCAUGAAGGCUGUUGUCGGGUAAUUGAUUCGGUGGGGUGGGUUGAUACACACAAAAAGCAAAUCGAUGGGUUGGGUUUAAGGGGGGUUUGGGUGUCGUGCUUGGGGUGCUUUCAACGCAUGGCGGUGUCAAUUCUGUUUCUUGUCAUUUGGCGAUGAUGGAGGGGGGCACGGCAUCGAAGGGAACUCGGGCUCUGGGAGGAUAAACAAGCUUCAUGAGACAUGGGCAUUUGAAUCAUUGUGUGCUUUUUCUUUCUUUCGUCGCUAAUCACUUCCUUUCGCUUUGUUGCAUUUAGGGGGGUUUGGGCGGGAAGCAAGUCUACAUACUAUUAGGUUGUUUUUCGGCCACGGCGUUUUAUAUGGGCAGACCCUUUACGAAUCACCCCGUUUCGUCUUCUGCUCUUGUGAGCGUGACGCAUAUACACAUACAUACACACACUAUUGAAUGCCUUGUCCUUUUG